UAACCCCUACAAAAUAAAAGACUUCCGUUUGAGAUAAGGACUGAUCAGUAGGUGUGGUGGCUCUGAGGAGGGCGUGUGUUUGAGGGGAAGCAGCUGAGGAUCCUGGGAUAUUUUAGGAUGACGAUGACGAUGAUGAAGAUGAGGAUGACGCGGGGGGAGGAGCUCUGACGUCACGGGUUUUUCAGCUCCGCAGUGCUGCUGUUUGACCUGAUAAACCGCUGGAAGCUGCGGGAAGGAUCGUUACUGUAACAGCUCUCCUCCUCCUCCUCCUCCUCCUCCUCCUCUUCUUCUCCUCCUCCUCCUCUUCCUCUCUCUCUCUCUCUCUCUCUCUCUUUGUCUCCAUGCGGGUCUCUCUCCCGCACCGACGCAAACACCGGGCCUUCCUGUAGCCGCCGCCCCGGCCUCCCUCUCUCCCUCUCUCCCUCUCUCCUCCGGCCGGCGGAGCCUCCCAGCUGAGCCCCGCUGAGGUGGCCUGGUUCCCGGGGAGAGAUGCUGUAGAGCGGCCGGCGGAGGAGAUGCUUGUUCCGGACUGAAGAGGAGCAGAAAGCAGGAAGAUGUCCGGUAGGACGCCUCUGACCCCGGUGAGCGAGUCCGAACAGGCACCGCCAAAGUGUUCGGACGGGCUCCCCGAGCCGCCGGCUCCACCCACCAAGUCAUCGAGCCGCCACAGUCUGCCGCCAUGUCGCAGCUCGGUGGCGUCCGCCGCAGACGAGCAGCCGCACGUCGGAAACUACCGUCUGCUGAAGACCAUCGGCAAGGGCAACUUCGCCAAGGUCAAACUGGCCCGACACACACUGACGGGCCGAGAGGUCGCCAUCAAGAUCAUCGACAAAACUCAGCUGAACCCCACCAGUCUGCAGAAGCUCUUCAGGGAAGUGAGUGUGAUGAAGAUCCUCAACCACCCAAACAUCGUGAAGCUGUUUGAGGUGAUAGAGACGGAGAAGACUCUGUACCUGGUGAUGGAGUACGCCAGCGGAGGUGAGGUCUUUGACUACCUGGUUGCUCACGGGCGGAUGAAGGAGAAGGAGGCCAGAGCCAAGUUCCGCCAGAUUGUGUCAGCAGUGCAGUACUGUCACCAGAAGAGGAUCGUACACCGAGACCUCAAGGCAGAGAACCUGCUGCUGGACGCAGACAUGAACAUUAAAAUAGCAGACUUUGGCUUCAGUAACGAGUUCACGCUGGGCAGUAAGCUGGACACGUUCUGUGGCUCUCCUCCCUACGCCGCUCCCGAACUCUUCCAGGGGAAGAAGUACGACGGGCCGGAGGUGGACGUCUGGAGUCUGGGAGUGAUUCUCUACACGCUGGUCAGCGGCUCGCUGCCCUUCGACGGACAGAACCUCAAGGAGCUGAGGGAGCGUGUCCUCAGAGGAAAGUACCGGAUUCCCUUCUACAUGUCGACUGACUGUGAAAACCUGCUGAAGAAGCUGCUGGUCCUGAACCCGGGGAAACGAGGCAGCCUGCAGCAAGUCAUGAAGGAUCGAUGGAUGAACGUCGGCUACGACACCGACGAACUGAAACCGUUUACCGAGCCAGAGCAAGACUUCAACGACCUCGAACGCAUCGAGCUGAUGGGGACGAUGGGCUUCCCUCAGGAGGAAGUGAUGAAGGCGCUGGACGGUCAGAAAUACAACGAGGUGACGGCGACGUACCUGCUGCUGGGGAAGAAACCUGCUGAGUUUGAAGGCACUGAGUCUUUGUCCAGCACCAACCUGGUUCAAAGGUCACGACCCUGCAGCGACAUCAAUGGCUCCAGUCAGUCCCCCGCCCACUCUCGCAACGUACCAGCGAGUCAGAAGCAGCGGCGCUUCAGCGACCACGUGGCGCCCUCCAUCCCCCCGCCCGUCUCCUACACCAAACGUUGCCACGCCAACAGCGUAGAGAGCGACAGGAGGGAAGCACCCGCCUCACCCAUGGGAGCUCCAGACCGCAGGAAGUCAGCCACAGCCUCAGGGAGCAUGACCCGGAGGAACACGUACGUUUAUGAGAGGACGGGUGCUGAACGCCACUCCGUCGCUCUUCCCAACGGGAAGGACAGCAGUCUACCUGAGGUCCCCGCAGCGUCCCCCUUCCCGUCACCAGGGGCAACCGUCUCCUCCACGCGCCCCCGUCACGUCAAGUCUAUGUCGGCGUCGGGACAUCCCAUGAAGUCCAGCCUGCCCCCCAUCGAUGACAACGCAGAGUAUCAGAGCUCCCCCCACCAGCCCCCCUCCUCACCUUCAGCCUUCAGCGUCACCAGCAGCAGCAGCAGCGCCACGCCGGACCGGACCCGCUUCCCCCGGGGCUCCUCCAGCCGCUCCACCUUCCACGGAGCUCAGCUUCGAGACCGGCGACCGGCCACAUACAACGGCCCGCCGGCCUCACCCAGCCUGUCGCCGCACGCCGCCGCGUCGCUGGCCACGCCCCGCCGUGGCACCUCAUCCUCCCUCAUCGGGAAGAUCACUUUCAAGUUCGUACGAAGGAGUUUAUCAGGCGAACCCAAAGAGGAGUUGCGGGACUCCAAGCCUCGGUCCCUGCGGUUCACCUGGAGCAUGAAGACCACGUCCUCCAUGGAGCCAGGGGACAUGAUGAAGGAGAUCCGGAGGGUUCUGGAUGCCAACAACUGUGACUACGAGCAGCGUGAGCGCUACCUGCUGUUCUGUGUGCACGGCGAUGCCCGACUCGACACUCUGGUCCAAUGGGAGAUGGAGGUGUGCAAACUGCCCCGCCUCUCGCUCAAUGGCGUGCGGUUUAAACGGAUCUCCGGCACGUCCAUCGCCUUCAAAAACAUCGCCUCCAAAGUGGCCAACGAGCUCAGGCUGUGAACGACUCCCACUUGUUGUGGAAUUAUCCUCAAACUCUGCGAGGAGAACACCUCCGCUCCUCGUCUUCAAAGGAUGACGCCACGCUGAGCGACGGCGGCCACCUGGUGUUCAGCACUAUUCCAGGCUAACUGCUGUAUGACUCAGAGAAAAUACACCUUACUAUACUCAACACAAUUACUAUUUAAUGUUAUCACUAAAUGUUGAUGCCAGUGAAACCAAAUAUAAAAACAGGUGACGGCGCGGACGUUCAGCAGGUUGUGGUUCGUCCCUCAGUGUUGCUUCUCGACAGCCAGGUGGUUUAUCGCUGUGUUUACAUGCACUUUAGAAACCAGACUUUCCCAAAAACCUUAGAAACUGAGUUCUGAAACAAAACCUAAAGUUGAUACUUGGCAUCAGAUCAAAGGGAUUAAAGCUGGUUAUCGGAGGAACCUGAUGAGUCUUAAACCAGGUUUCUGGAGCAGUUUGCAUGUCAGAGAUCCAGGACAGGAGCAGCGUGUUGGGAGAUUUAUCAGACUGCAUGUGAUCUGGAGUUAUGAUAAUAUUGCAGUGCAUGUCAACACAUUAUCCAGUUUCUUGCCUUAACCUGAUACUGCGAACAGUAAUCUGGUUUCUAGAGUGCAGAUAAACCAUCAGGUGAAACGUUACCUCCGCUUCACCUGUGCAAGAACAAAAGCAGAGCUGUGAAUACAGCUACAGUCUGAACCAGAUGUUUAUCUGUCACUACGUGCUCAUCACUGUCUGAUUCACUGUCAAAUUAAUUUGAUUUCGGAGUCGCCCCAAGACCAAGUUGACUAACAGAUGUUAGCUCAUCCGCACAAAAGUAUAGGGAGGAAAGAAUUUAAAUGAAUCCUCGUUUAUCCUCAGCUUUAGUUUUGAUGCUGUAAGUUGCACAGUUGGCAGCCGAGGUAAUGAGUCAUGAAACGUGAUGAACAAUCAGGCUGUGACAGCAUCGUCGCUGUUGGUUGUUUCACUGAGGAAAUGUGACAUCGUGACCUCUGACCUACUGCAGCAGCACGCCCUAUUACUCCCCCUGCUGGCUGAUGUUAAUACUAUUGCAAUAAUAUUGGAGCGUUGCUGAUGGUAUCAACGCUCGGAAACCUUUUCUGGUGGUUCAAACACGAACUGUAAAGCUCCGUGAAUCUUUCAUCAUCAUCAUUUACAGCUGACAGAACAGAAUGUGUUUUGAUGCUUUUGUUUUGUGAGUUAUUUUACUGUUGUUGUAGAAAACGAUGCCUGUCCAGGUGGAAAUAUGCAGGUACAGUGUUGAUUAUUGGUUUCUGUACAGAGUUUUUAUUUGGUUCACACUGUCUACGUCCCUUUUUUUCAGAGAAAAUGUUGUUUUAUUGUUAUUUUAACAGUGAGAUGGAAGUUAGAUUGUUUUGUACAGGUGGUUGUGUUCACACCACUGAGAUGUUCAAUGCACUUCACCUUUUUCAUUCACGUUUCCUGUUUGAACUUAAAGCAUCAGUCUGGUGUUUCUCUGUAUUUUUCCAUCAUUAACAAAUCUCAACUAACGUGCAGAGCUGAACCGACAACAUGUGGGUCCGUCUUUCAGUACUGUUUGACUUUUACAACAGUGUAUUAGAGCCAUUGUAGGUUAGAUGACAUGGAGAUAGGAAGGGGGUGAUAUUCUGAGAAGCAACAACAAAAAACACCCACAAUCUUUCCUGGUUUUUACUCAGAAAAGUGUGACUUAAAUUUUUGAAAAUUUAAUCAAAAAAGCUCAGUAAUUUCUUAAAACAGCCGCUCCCUGCAGCUUUUAUCAAACUGACAGAAGGAGGCAUUAUACAGACAGAAAAAUUAAUUGAUUAACUGAGGAAAAAGUUGCAUUUUUGGGGACUAUUUUCAGCACAAACCAACACUGACAGGUAAAUAAUUAGUGUUGGUUUAGCUGCACAUGGGAUUUGUUGACAAGAAGAAAAAUAUAGAAUAUCAGCAAACCUUUGCUUUAAGCCUGUUUACUCCUGUUCCCUCGUAGAUCAACUCAGACCACUUAAUGCCUUCUGAAUGUACUGCUUUGUAUCUCUUAUGCAUUCAGAGGAAGAAUCAGAGGUUUUUCUUUCAGUUUUUGUAUAUUUUGGAUUAUUUUCCCACUGAUCUUCGGCUGUAUAUCAACAGAGCCACUAACUAGCUCUACUCGUCUCUACAGUGUCGAGGUCCUGAGGGUUCUCUGUGCAAUGGUUCUCUGUUGUUACUGAAACAUGGAGGGCACUUUGUACUGUAUGUUGUAGCACUUAAAACCAGUAAGGGAACAAACAAUGCAAAUCUAAAUGUCCUUGUGUGACUGGGGCGAUGAGAGAGGUUGAAACGUGCAGUGUCCGAAUGUGACGCUGCCUUCAAGUUGUGGGAAACACUGUACGUAAAUCUGAGCCUCUUACUUGAAACUAGCCUUCACCUCAGCUUUCAGAUAGGAACUUGUACCUGGCGACUGCCUCUGAUUUGUCAGGCUUGUCACCAACAGGAACGUAGCAGAAUCCAGUGUAGCCGUGAUAGAUUCAUUUUAAAUAAAAACCACCAAACAUGAAA
This is a messenger RNA of Lates calcarifer (barramundi perch), 5327 nucleotides long. It is a transcript of the gene mark1, whose product is annotated as MAP/microtubule affinity-regulating kinase 1. The transcript is spliced from 18 exons. The record is from RefSeq and is a predicted model, not a curated record. Gene Ontology annotation, biological process: protein phosphorylation; microtubule cytoskeleton organization; intracellular signal transduction. Gene Ontology annotation, molecular function: protein serine/threonine kinase activity; tau-protein kinase activity; ATP binding. NCBI's taxonomy places the organism in Eukaryota, Metazoa, Chordata, Actinopteri, Centropomidae. Bases 555 to 2801 code for a protein of 748 amino acids. Gene Ontology annotation, cellular component: cytoplasm.